This is a messenger RNA of Phyllopteryx taeniolatus (common seadragon), 7317 nucleotides long. Its product is annotated as oxygen-regulated protein 1-like. The coding region runs from base 161 to 5986 and encodes 1941 amino acids. The record is from RefSeq and is a predicted model, not a curated record. Gene Ontology annotation, biological process: axoneme assembly; intracellular signal transduction; retina development in camera-type eye. Gene Ontology annotation, cellular component: axoneme. The transcript is spliced from 4 exons. Lineage: Eukaryota; Metazoa; Chordata; Actinopteri; Syngnathiformes; Syngnathidae.
UAGCGCUGAGAAAAGAUUAAGCAAAUUAGCCGCGAUGGUGCAGCCCGAAAUAAACAGUUACCGUGGAAGCCACUCGUGCACAAGUCGGGAUGUAGAGCCUCAAAAAGAAGGAAAUAACAAGUUGGGAGUUUCAGCAUGACCACCUAGCCAAUCAUCAGAGAUGAACGAGUUGGACCUUCGCAGGUUCCCCCCUGACCAGUCGUCAGGGAGUCUGCGCACCAUCGGCACCCUCCGUCAUGCGAGCGUCACCAACCCAAUUCCAUCCAAGCGGGUGUGCUUCUACAAGAGCGGCGAUCCUCAGUUCAGCGGCCUCCGCAUGGUCGUCAACAACCGCACCUUCAAAACAUUUGAUGCCCUCCUGGACAGCCUGUCCAAGAAGGUGCCCCUGCCAUUCGGGGUGAGGAACAUCACCACCCCCCGUGGGGUUCAUGCCAUUAACACACUGGACGAGCUAGAGGAUGGAAAGUCCUACAUUUGCUCUGACAGCAGGAAGGUAAAACCCAUCAACCUGGCACUGGCUAGGAAGAAGCUGGCACCCUGGUACCACGCCAGGCCUGCGAGCUCCCGCCGCCGGACCUUGCAGCGGCCCAGGGCCUUCCCUGGGCGCCAGGAACCCGUGCUUGUGCACACGCCAAAGAGACUGGUGGUCUUUCGGAAUGGAGACCCUUCGGUCAAACACAAGGUGGUGAUCCAAAAGAGGAGUUCGACGACUUUUGAGUGGAUUCUGGAAUAUAUUUCGGAGAUGAUGCAGUUCCACGUGGUGAAGCUACACACGGCUGACGGCAGACGCGUGGAAGGGCUCCCUAGCUUGAUCUUGUGCUCUGGCGUGGUGGUGGCAGCGGGCAAAGAGACAUUCAGGCCGGCAAACUACAACACCCAGAAGUCACCAGGGUCCAGGAGGCCGUCCGACAAUCAGAUGAGCGUCGGGAGACUGAAGGCUCUGAACCGCAAAAAGAAGUCACAAUCGUACGGGUCCAAAUCAAGAAAAUUCUCCACGUCAUCAGAGCGCUACAUUGUGAACAAGAUUCAAAACUCCCUCAUGGAAAGCUCGUGCGACCUGCCAAGCCACCCCUCCAACUCUUUGGAGUAUGAGUCUGGAGUCGUCGCCGAAACAGAGGGCGGAGAGCAGGACUGCAUGCUGCCUGACGAGGAUGACAUUGAAAAGUCCUUCCGGGUGAACCAGGAUGGCAGCAUGACAGUGGAGAUGAGGGUGCGCUUGACCGUCAAGGAGGAGGAGACCCUCCAUUGGACGACCACCCUGACCCGCUCCAGCGUGGACAAUCAUCUUAACAACAUGGCCUGUUUGCCCGAGCCAGAGUCAGAGCAGGAUGUCUGUGCCACCACACCGGAUUCACAAGACCCCAUCUCCUUCAAUGACACCAUUAACAAGAAUGAAUCCAAAGACGACCACGACGAGGGGCCGCCAUCGCUGGGCAAUGGGGUUUUGAGUCAAAGCAGCAAUGAAGAGGAAGCUGUUAAAAUCCAAGCGACAUCUCCUAGGAGAGCACCAACCCCAGGACAUAAACAAAUCAGAAAUAAGCAAGCUUCAAGAGAGAGCAUUAGAUCCAUUGGAUCUUACUCUUACAGCGAAGAAACAGAAAACGGAGCCCUGACGGAGCAGUACUGCAUGGUCAAGCAGAGCAGCGCUAGACCGAUCCCCAAACCCAGAAGGCUCAGCUCUAUGGACAAUAACAGCAUGAGCAACACAAAUGGCUCAUCAUAUAAAUCGGCUGAAAUCAUGCAUAUGGAAUCCAGCGGGGAAGAGAUCACGGAAACCGUCUUGCAUAUCUAUGAACAGCAAACCUGCCAGGAUAAUUACAAUGCAAAUGUGGGUUCAUUUUAUAGGCCCGCUAAUUCAGAAAAGGGACAUCUACGCACAAAUGACGAAUUUGAACAUGAGCCCUGGGGACCCUCAACAGCCUCUGAGUCUGUUAGCAUCUGGAAGGAUGGGAACAAGCCAGUAACAGCAGACUUGCAUUCUCCUAAGCAUAGCAGAGUAAAGAUGAGGCAACGGGUAGCCAAGCCCACCAUAGGCAAAGAAAAUCAACCUCGACCCAAGUCCAGAAGGAUCCCCAAAGUAAGCAACAAAGGCAUUAGACGUCUUCUAUCGCCUGGUAAAAGGCAGAGAGAAAAUGUAUCAGUAAACGUGAAGAAACGCAAGAAAGUAACACCGUUCUCCAGUGCCGGGUUCAUCAGGAGGAUUUACGGAAAUAAAUUCAAACCAUCGAAAAGCCCGACUAAGCUCAAAAGGAGGAUGACCAAGAGCACGGUGGGGAGUGCUGUAGCAAAGAGCACAAAGCUACCAGAUAAAAUGCAACAAAACACACUUCAGAAUCCCAAUGUAAGUGAGGCACAGGGAGAGCUGACCCGGCAGACGUCGGUGAAUAGAGACAAGCAUCAUGAUGUUAGCGAGCAAAUGUCCCUGCCUGCUUUUGACUCCUCCAGCUCUGUUGCUAAUGAAUAUGUCCAGAACUGGCUGAAGAAAUCGCAUAUUAACCAACCUGCUGACUGCCAAAGAAAGACCGACAGGAUAGAAAAUCAGGGACUUAUCCCUGCCGCUGAUGGAGAGAAUAUCAGAGAAUUAACCACGCAAACAUCACCUGAGGAUGUGCGGGGGACUUCUGUCAGAUACAGAAUCCUGUCCUUGGAAAACAAGAUGGCUCCAUCAAACCAUCAGAUUAAUAGAGAAGGAAUAAACGCUCACCCUAAAACCAACAAAGAGACACCACCUGCCAGCGAAACCGAAAACCAAGCAAAACUACAGGAGCGUUUUCAUGUUCUUUCAACAGAUCUAGCUCUACCGACUCCGCCUGAAGAGAAAAUGCUGGAAAAAUCCAAUCCUGAAUAUCACGUGGCCUGCAACCCAAGGUGCGUGCAGCCAGCAGGGAGCAGUCAAACAUCAGAUAAUCACCCGCCAUCUGCCCAGGCUUUACCGCAUGCCCAGCAUGUCAUGAGAAUGACUCAACUGCUGGAGGCUGAGGUUCCAAAGGAGGAAGAAACAUUAUCAAGAUCUAUGUCGAUCAAAAGGGCACCUUUGGUCAGUAAUGUGUCUCUGGAAAGGAAAAUGUCCCUCAGAAAGUCUUGUAUGGACAAAUUUACCGUAUGUAACAAUGAAGAGAAAGAGCAAUCACUCUUAGAUCCAAAAGGUAGCUCUUCUAUGUCUCCAAAGAGUCUAAUCUCAGAAGAGCAGUUGUCCUCAGUCAGUAUGCCAUCAAGUGAGGUUCCAACAUCUCCAAAUAUCCCGUUGCCCAGCACAAAGGUGGUAUCAUCACCAAAAACCAUCGCCAGUCCAAAAUCACAAUCCAAAAAUUUGGCUUCUGAGCUUCCCAAAAGGUCCCAAUCGUUACAGCGCCAUCCUGCAGACAAGAAAAUGUCUCCAAAUGUAAGUCCCUUGCCAAAGAAAAGGCAGACGCUGUCCAAAUCCGAGCAAAGCAAACAGAACACACAUUCCCAAUCAAUGGACCUGGCAUCGCCUCCGGUCAGACGCAAGUCCAAAGGAAAGAUGCUCUCCAGGAAUUUUUCGUCAGAUUCAGAGUCUGCCGAUAUAAUAAGAAAAACCCCAUCCCAAAGAAAGCAGCUGAACAGUCUCCAGGCCAUAAAAGAGCCAGUAUGUACAGAUGAAACUGCUAAUCAGACUGAUGAGCUCCAAAAGCAAGAUCAAGAGAAAUCCAUGACUGACACAAAAGUACAAGCACAGCCGUCAAACAUCGUCAACCAGGCAAACAUGCAACCUGUCUUUGAAAACGUAUGCUACUCCAUCAAGUCCAUCCGGCAAAUCACUCAAGUCAAACGUCCAUCGUGCUUGGAAAAGUUCAACAGAGUGCCAGACUUCUCGUCCCACGUGGCCUCGACAUUUGGCUCCUCGUCCAAAGUCCUCCUGGCGUUCUUGUCCAUCGUGGCCUUGAAGGACAGCAUCGCCAUCCUCAACGUGGACCAGCUGAGGGCGAAUGACGUGAGCUGUGCUGAGGCUUUGAGAAUGAUCGACUCUCUGAGGGAAAUUGCUAGCAUGGAGGACGCCCGCCGUUUGGAAGACAAUGUGUCGGCUUUACAGGAGUCUGCCUCGAGGCAGCUCCUGGACAGUUGGAGGGGCUUCCAGGAGCUCGGGGACACACAUCAAGAGGAACAGGCCAUUGAUGAUAUAAUUGAAGGGCUUGACAUACCCAAUGCACUUAAAGAAGAACUCAUGUCUCUCUCAGCUGGGUCUGUCAGCGCGAGUCCCAAGAAGCUGAAGGCUGAUUCUGAGGGCUGCAGUUAUGGGAUGGAGGAACACAAUGAGUUGGCUCAUGAUGACGAAGCACAGCAGAAAAUGAACUCUUACCAUGUUUUGCAUUCUACUGAGGUACAAAGCUCAGAAGAGGAAUGUGAGGACAAACCACAAGGAGAAGACUGCUAUGUGGAACUCAAUCCCAGCCGGAAGGAAAGUCCAGAAAAACACCAACCAGAGACUGAAGGCAAAAUGCAGAGACUGGAUAAAGCUCAGCCGGAAGUUGAAGACAAGGGAUUGAACCGUAUUGCGGAGGAAAGUCAAUCUGGCCCUGACAAAGAGGAGAAUGAGGAAGAAAUUAGAAACGAGAUGCAGGACAUUUUAGGGGAUGAAAGACUCACUUGUGACUCCAAUCCAGAGAGAGGCAAUCCUCAAGAUCCAGCCAUUGAUGACAGCGGCAAUGACCAGAGCUGUUGUGACGACCACACAGAGUCGUCAGUGCUCGAAUACGAGCAAAUUCGAAGCUCCACUGAGGAAGAGUUGAGCUUCUAUGAGAAAGCGUCACGCUCAGAGGAGGAACACGGCUAUUUAACGGAAUGUCAAGCCGCCGUGACGGACAUGAAAUGUGACAAAGUCGCAGUUGCCAAAGAUCUGUCUGACGAAGAAACGUCACAGCCUGUCGCGGUGAGGGUGAGUCUUCUGGAAAAGCAGGUUGCUGAUGCCCAGAAGACAAGGUACAACAAACAUGUCAAAAACGUCUCGCUUGUAUCCGAAGACUCGAUGGAAACAUUUCAGCAGUGCAGCCUAUCUGCCCCACAGUCCUCGCUCUCCUUCAGCUAUGAUUGCAGCGGUGUGGUAACCGUGGAGCCUGAAGGCAACAGGGUCAAGUCUAUAAGGGAAAUGUUCCUGGCGAAGAGUUCCGCAGAUAAUGCAAAGCAGAGCCUGAAAACAGAGUCACCAUCUGAUAUGUCGGUGGGCGGCGGAUAUCAAUCCCGAAUGUCGAGCGAGCAGUCGAGUAGUGAAGAAGAUCCGGUGCGGAAGUCCAUAAGCAAAGGCUUCGUAAGGAGAACCAUCGAAAGGCUUUACGGGAAGAGCAAUGCCGUCGAGAGGCUUCCUUUGGCACCCGGAACUAAAAAGAAGCACUGCAACAUUUUCUCGCCCUUUCACACGGCCCGAUGCAAAGCGGCGUCAGAGUUGUCUUACUUUAACUCAACCAAUGCUCUGGACACCUUGACAGAGGCAACCCGCUGCAUCGCUUUCAAUGCACAAGUCGGACCUCGGGACAGCGUUCCCAUCGACGAGGGACGAUGGCUCAUCAGAGACAACGCGCUGAUCCGGAAAUCCAUUUCCGACCCGACUGGAAUCAACAAAAACCUGGUCAACUCCGCCCAAGAUGAAGACAACUGCGAGGACACGCAAGAGGACUCGCCUUACUCCCUUUUUAGUACCACAUCCGAGCCGGAAGACCAUAAAAAGUCCAAAAGGUGCACCUAUUUCUCUUUGCCCCACACCAGCGACUCAGAGGUGUGUCAGGACGAACCGAGCGUCCUGGAAGCAAAACUGGAGAGCGCCGCUCAAACGAGGCCCGAGAGAAACGGCUCUGCUGUCGGGAUGCCGGACAACAAAGUGCACCCAUUGGUGGAGCUCCCGGUGGAUGGUGAGGUGGUGGUGGUGGUGGCGCAACCCAAGAAAGGACACGGUGUGGUGAGCCAAAGCCUCCAGGAGCCUGACGUGUUAGAUCUGUUAUACAACUUUUGUGGCGAAAACUGUCCCAUCUUGUGAAGAGAUUACCCAUGAAUAUCAUCUUUGGUGCCUACAUUUUUUUAACGUUGCCAUAGCCUUGGCAUGAAAAAUGACUUCCUUAAAGUUUUAAGUUGGUGUAUUAAAGGUGUAAUGGUACAUGUAUUCAGAUUUUAUGGUUCGAUAUAAAAUUCCCACAAGGAACAUAUUAGGUAUGGGAUGGGAAGUGUAAUUAGCCACGUAAACGAACAUGUAGCUCAGCCUCUGACUUGUGGACAUCAUGGCUUAGCGACAUGCUUUUGGCACUACAAAUUUUCACUUGUUGUUUCCUAAAAAGAACUGCUGCUGUUGCACUUUCCUUAGAAGAAAAUAUUUAAUAAUUAUAAUUUUUUUGGCAUAUAUUGGAGAAUCUUUCAUUCAUGGGAGAAUUGACUGCUAGCAGUUCGAUUUUUAAAAAAUAUUUUAAAUGUGUUCCUGUUUACGCAAGGGAAGCAUUUAGUUCACUUACUGUACAAAAUGUGAACAGAACUUUCACCUUAAAACCAAGGUACACACCCAACAAGGAUUUUUUUUACUUAGCGUUACACCCCUAUUGUCAAUAUUCAGAGCUAUCAGUGCAACUCGUGUAAAUAUAGGUGUUUUGUUUUGUUUCUGUUUACGGUUUUUGCCUGUCGAGAGGAAAGAAGCUCUGGGAAGAUCCAGCGUAAUCUGGUUUUAAAGCACUUAGGAGAGAUCAAGUCCCAGCAGAUGUCAGAUGUCAGGCGAGGAGGUGCAGCUAUGAUUUGACCCAUGGUUCGGGUCACACUAUACAGUAUGUUUUCGUACGUCAUACUUUGUAAAGCAGAGUACAUACAUCGAUUUUUCACAUCUUAACCAAUUUAAAAAAUGUGAGAAUCACCAAGUGUGUACUUACUGCUUUUAUCUUGUGCGUUGUACUCCAGAUAACCAAGGCAGCAAACCACACACAGAACCAUGUCCCGCGUCGCUCCUAAUUGGCCCAACUAGGUGUUGACCACACAUAUAAGGAUUGCCAUUGUAAAUAAUGAACAGGUUUAACAUUUACGAUGAUCGGCUUUGAUCGUUUUCCGAGUUGAUCGGGGAGGAAACAUUUAUUUUAAUGCACCACACGAUAAUCAUCAGACACAUCCAACAAGUUGGCCUUUGAUCGCAAGGGAAGGAUAAUCCUCAAAUUUGGCCUGAUUAUCAGUGUGUGUGUGUAACCUGUGUUAUUGGUGUCAUUAGACCAUCAGAUUGUUUCUAGCUAAAGUUGUGUUCUCAAAAGAGCAGUUUCAAUAGUUGAAAAUGUGGCAGCUGUGACGACUUUGUGUCUUUAAACUCUUGUGGAGGAAUAAUAAAAAAAAAACAUUUCCAAA